Molecule: messenger RNA, 1297 nt
Organism: Daldinia loculata
Lineage: Eukaryota; Fungi; Ascomycota; Sordariomycetes; Xylariales; Hypoxylaceae
Exons: 6
Coding region: 144-1124 (326 amino acids)
Source: RefSeq, a predicted model, not a curated record
GUCAGAAUUUAAUAUAGGCGCGAUAUUGAUCAGUGCGGGACUUUCAAGCCGAGACAAUUCACCUUUCCCUUCGAGGCUCCUAAGAAAAAGUCGUCACUGUACUUUAGUACUCAGGGUCCUAAUAGUGCAUCGAGUUUGAAAUCAUGAAGCUUCGGGGCUCCUUGGCCGCGGUGGCGGCAGCGGUGGCCACGUUCUUCGACGUUGCACAGGCCCAUUGCUAUAUCUACUCCGUCUACGUUAAUGGUGUCGAUAGCGGUACCUUCUCGGGGAUCCGUACACCGGCAUACAAUGGACCACCACCAUACGGCUUCGCCAAUGGCCCUGUCAAAGACCUCGACAGCAUCGACUUGCGAUGCAAUGUGCUGGGUGAUCACCAGGUACCGCAUACUAUCCAAGUGACACCCGGGGACAACCUCACGAUGGAAUGGCACCAUGACGCCCGCACGGCUACAGACGACAUCAUCGCAUCUUCACAUCACGGCCCUGCGAUGGUAUAUCUCAGCCCGGACCCACCUAGCGAGAACUCCUUCGUCAAGAUCUGGGAGGAGGGCAAAUUCGCCGAGGGAGAGGGUCCUAGGGCACCGGGGAAGUGGGCCACCACGGCUGAUAUAGCCGGAAACGGAGGCAAGAUGAACGUGCGAGUCCCUAAGGGGCUCAAAGCUGGCUUUUACCUCAUCAGGGCCGAGAUGAUUGGUCUCCAUGAGGCUGAGGUCAGCUACCAGAAGAACCCUAUCCGCGGGGCGCAGUUCUAUCCAAACUGCAUUCAGAUAGAGGUUUUGGGCGACGGUGAUGUCAGCCUACCCGAAGGUGUCAGCUUUCCGGGAGCUUACAAAUGGGAUGAUCCCGGCAUUAUCUACGAUGUUUACUGCUCGACGAAGACCACGACCACUGCCCCCUGUACCACGACUUAUCAGAUUCCAGGCCCGACUGUAUGGUCUGGUGCAUGGCCCGAUACGCCAUCGGUUGAGCUCGGUGCUAUGACGGGAGUUACGAAAGUAACGAGCUGGAACACGUGGAUCGUGAAAUCAGUCGUCACGUCGGCAUCGGCCGGACAGGUCUUGAGCACGUCUACUUACCAGGCCCAGUGGUCGUCUACCUACCAUGCGCCUACGCCAACCGCAUAGGUUAGAUAGAGAAGUAAACAGGAAAAUCAUGCUCAACUUAAGGGAUUGUGUGUAUGUUCACUAGCGAUCGUGGAAAUGGCUUGAGGUCUUGGAAUUGGAUGAACUUGGGCGGUAUUUAAGGGGUAUUUUCAUGGUUAAUAUGAUGCUACUGAGUACUACUUAUUACAAUAGCA